This is a messenger RNA of Lytechinus variegatus (green sea urchin), 3169 nucleotides long. RefSeq lists its product as uncharacterized. The coding region runs from base 228 to 2021 and encodes 597 amino acids. The transcript is spliced from 5 exons. The record is from RefSeq and is a predicted model, not a curated record. NCBI's taxonomy places the organism in Eukaryota, Metazoa, Echinodermata, Echinoidea, Temnopleuroida, Toxopneustidae.
UCGUCGAAUUGUGGCGCUACGCUAGCAUCCAUUUCCGCAAUCUCUGCCUUUCUGGAUCGAUGCAGGUAGAGUUUAACGUUACAUUUCAGAUAUUGCAGCUUGAGAUCAUCUCCAGCGUUCACUCAAAGCACAAUGUAUUUCAUUGUGUGAGGAGGCCGUGGUCGGCUUCUGCUUUCCUGUGACAAGGGAGACCCUCCUUCAUAAUCUUGAAUGCGUCUCUGGCUAGGAUGGAAGGCACUUCAGAUGCAGGGUCAAAGGUGAAAGAUGAGAGGUCAGACGAAGAUGAGGUCACUAUAGUUGAGGAUGCAGAUGAAGCACAGGAGAAUGGAGGUGGAAGGUCAAGCGAGGGCACUUCAGCUAAGAAGAAGGAUGCUGUUGACCAGGAGAGGAGCCAGAGUUCUAAUGUCUUUGAGUACAAUAUGCAGUCUGUCCUACAUGUAGAUGAAGAUAUGUCUCCAAUAGAAUCCAGACAAGAUUCUCAUGGUACCAAUGUAGACUCAGAUUUCCAGGCAUCCAUGGACCAGGGCCUGGACCAAGGGGGAUGGUCCUGGAACAAGGAAUCAGAGGUUCCACAUGGCUCAAGAGAGAUUGUGCCAGCAUCGAAAGGAUCGGCCAAGGUGCGCAGGUUCCAAUGUGGCAUCUGCGGGACCAACUUCACUCUCCUCAAGAACGCCAAGAGACACUAUCGAUGUCAGCACCUGAAUUACUUCUACUGGUGCAAGUAUUGUCCCAGGGGAAAGGAGACGAGGAGGUACACACGAAGAGAAUUCCUUGAGGACCAUUUCCUUUCGUAUCAUCCAGAUAUUAUGUGCGAAGUUGAGGAAGUGGGUAAAUCUUGUCCCACUGAUGAAUAUAAUAUUAUAUGUGUAGACAUCUAUGAAGAUGAGGUUGAAGAAGAUGAUGUAGGUGUUGAUGUAGUCACGACAACCGAUACUAUACCCCAAGGAACAUCGACACUUGAACAAGCUUCUUCUAGAGGGAUAUUUGAAGGUUCGGUUCUCCUACAUAAUACAGAGCAGAGAGAUAAUGUGAGAUCCGAGACAAAUAUUAGAGGCAACUAUAUAAAUCUUGCCGAUUACCAUGGCUUCGCGAAUGAUUCGCAUCAUUCAAAUGGUUCGGGGGCAGUUGCGGGUUCUUCUCAGAAGCGAAUGCAACGGACGUCCCCGGUGAACCAACAGAGUAACAAAGUAAGGAGGGUUGAGAAUGAGAGAAUUAUCAACAUGGAUUGUGAUAUGCCAUAUGCUGAAGGAAUGCUUCAUGAGCGAGAUGUUUCACAAGGAGCCAAUAGGUGGGUGUCUCCCGUUGGUCAGAGUCACCAGUCUCAGGUGAAUUUAAGCGUUCCAAAUCAAAGUGCCUCAACUAGUUCAAGGAGUCUCGGUCCGUUUCCCAGGCAAGACGGAUCUUAUGUUAGCCAUCCAAUGCUCCAUGCUCAAUCUGCAAACACUCAUGAUUGCCUCGUCAUUGGCAGUGCAAUCACACCCCUGGAAAAAGACACUAUGACACCUUCCCCUCCAUCAGUCCGACCUUCUAGCAAGCAUACAUCUCCUCAAAUAGCCAGUUCCAGUACACGGCCACCUUCAGGCCAGUCAGUAAUGCAGAACAUGCACCAACCAAAGAGAAAAAACCACUUCUUGCCUAAUCAACGCCAGCUUAUCAGUCUAGGACCUGAAGCAGGAAGGAGCAUGAAUGAAGAUGGGAAUGUUGUAAUAUCGAGUAGUGAUGCAUCUUGCCGCAAGCAGCCGAGAGAGGCAUCACAACGACAGCAACGCUCCAAGGAAGUUGUUGUCAUCGAAGGAGAUGCCCCUGCCACAACUGUUCUCUCCUGCAAAGAAAUCUUUGAGAAAUACCAUGAUAGCAUCGGCAAGUACAGCAAGGAGAUCGAUUUCAAGUAUGACUCGAGCGGGCGAGUGGUGAGACGAAAAGUUAUCAAACACACGUUUGUUUUUAGCAACUCACAGAUGCCAGUAUCACUGGCAGAAUCAAAAGAAACUCAGGCGGGAGAUAGAAGUGCCUCUAGGUAAGGAGAUGGAAGCUAAGAGGUGGAAGAAAAUGAAAUUUUGCCAGUUAUGCUUGAUGUGAUUACAAUUAUGAAUUUACAAUUGCUAUUUACAAUUUUGUAUCAUCAGGACAACAAACCAUUUACAGAUUUGUGCCUCUGAUAUAAAAGGGAAACCGAACAGGAGAAUUAGGGAUUGGAUUACAGGGUGCUAAACAAGUUCACCAAGUGCUUGCUUGCUUAGUGGAACUCUCAAAGGACAAUGAAAUUUUAAAUGUAGGCCUCUCUCAAUUGAUUGAAAUUAGUUCGUUCUAAUGUGUAUAGAUGUCUUUAAUACAGCAGAGGCAGUAGCUUGGCAGUCCUACUGAAUAUUCGCGUCUUUUAUAGCAUUUUUUUAUGGGGCAAUGACAGACAGAUCUAGUUUAUACUUUGAUUGAUUGCUACUAUGUUCAAUGCUAUUCCAUCUGGUGCUAAUUUGAUCUUGUUGCAUAUGGUUUAAUUCUAUUUUGUCUGUAAAACUUUUUGCCCACAAAUAUAACUUUAAAUUCAUUGGAAUCACCACAAUGCAAAUUCAACAAGUGACUACUAAAUUCUUGAAAACCCAAAGGUUUUAUUUUAAGAGAUUAUUUGGUUUCAGAAAGCAAUUGCUUUAAAAUCUUUAUUUUCCUUCAUUUGCAUUUCUAGUUUAUGUACCAGACAGUGUUUCCCCACUUCAUCUUCAUGUAUUGCAAACUUAGUUGAUCAAAGACUACAACACAAUUUUCUCUUUGUAAUUGUAGAUAAACUCGAUACCAAAUUAUUGCUAAGCAACUUUGGGAGAAUUAAAUGUGUAAAUUUGACUGUAUGAUCAUGAGAUGCAUCAAAUGAUUAAGUUUGGACAAAAGCCAGAUAGAUAGGACAAAUUGUUUUACCCAUAAUGGUGUAAGACAAAAAUCAACUGAUAUCGGAUCAAGAGACUCAACCUGGGACACAUCGUCCCGAUGCAUGACUUUGCCAUGCAGUGGUAACUUCCAUAGAAUCCUUGAUUCUGAUUGGCUCUUGAUCAGCGUUACCAUGGUACAUGUAUUUACCAUUGGAUGGCUUAAGUGACCAUAGUAGGAACUUUUAUGAAAGGGAGCUCUGGAGUAUUAGAGCUUGGUAAAAGGAAGCAACCAACAAAUAUGUUAUUUUCUG